AUGGCAAGAACCAAGGGUAACAAUGACAAUCAGUACCAUGGGUCUGGGAACAAUGAAGAAGAAUCAGAACAUGCUGCAAAAAAGAAGAUUAGUCCUGACUCUAUUGAGAAGGUUCCAAGACCCAUAGAACCCACCGUUGAGGAAAAUCGGACUAUUAAAACUCAUGCACUAGUUUCUAAUGAGACUAAAAAAUCAAGCUCCAAAUUUGAGUGUUCUGGUAAAGAUUCUACUGAAUCUACUCCACCGCCAAAAAAGGAUAGCUACAAAGGAAGGGCAAACGAAAGGUUAGAAAGAAUACUGAAAUCCUUAUUCCAACUUCAGCACCUUUUAGUCCAAGAGGUGGAGCUUACAGAGUGCUUGGUACUCCUACUUUUGAUCCAGACCUUUUCAGUGGAUAAACCACAAGCUAGUAGUUCAGCAUCGGCAGAAAUUUAUAUUGUGGGUUUCAAGUAUAAGGCUCCUACUAAAAUUGAUCAGCAACUUCUUGAUGUAAAGCACGUUAUCCAAGGAGGUAAAGAGCCUCCAAAGGUGGUGGAUGUACUUAGAGGAACAAAGCAAAAGCGACAUCGUGAUGGGUAUGAAGAUGGAGACACAACUUUGCGGAAGGAUCAUACUUUGACAACCGACGAUGUUAAAGAUCUGUGUGACGACCUUCGUGUUCUGGGGAAGCAAGACUUCAAGCAUCUUUUAAAAUGGCGUAUACAUAUAAGAAAGGCACUAUCUCUCUCAGAGAAGGCUACUUCUGCUACAAUGGCUGUGGAACGUGAGAGCAAGCAAGAUGAAGAUGAGAGAAUUUUCAAUGAAAUGGAGGAGUUGACUAAUGCCAUGGAACAGAAGAAGGAAAGGGCAAAGAAACUUCUAGCAAAAAGACGAGCCAAGGACAAAGCUCGGAAAGCAUUAGGCAAGCAAAUAGAUGCAACUGAGGAGAGUUAUACGGAUCAUGAAUUGUUUUCUCCAACUUCUAUCAAGGCUGAUAGCGAAGGGCCCAUGAGGAAGCCCAAGGGGACACAUCUAGUGAUUCAAACACCGAUAAAGAACACCAGCGGUAUGGUUAGCAACUGGAGGAAUUAUUUGAAGAGGCCUAUGAAAGCUUUGUGGCUAAAAAGGAAGGAAGCACGAAGCAGAGAAAGCGUACAAAGCAAGCCUAUUCCGAGGGUGAUCAGCUCUUGGAUGUAA
This is a messenger RNA of Fraxinus pennsylvanica, 1176 nucleotides long. Lineage: Eukaryota; Viridiplantae; Streptophyta; Magnoliopsida; Lamiales; Oleaceae. The record is from the annotation of a GenBank genome assembly.